AUGGCCGAUUGCAUCCGAGGUAAUAGUGUGUCUGUAGUGAAAGCAGCUCUGGCAGCACUUGUCGAUGAUCCCGAGCAACUCGAUCGUACAAGGAAACGCUUCAUGGCUUCUCCGCCAUCAGACGCGCUCCAGUCGCAUGACUCCACCCGAUCCGAGAGCCCUGAUGCUCCUAACGAGGAACAACAACGUCGCGAUAAACGUCAACUGCAGUUGCUCGAAAGGACUGCUUCGCUUCCUGACAAGCAACUAAGUGACCAGGUUUUUGAAGAGGAGAAGCGGAUUAUCGAAACUGUUGAACAUCAAAAACUUCACGCGCCGGUUAGUACAAGCCAUUACAAACUUACGAAAGAAGCUGUCAGAAAGAGGUGGGUUAAGCAGGGAAUUUGGAACAACAAGUGGAAUGAUAUGGCUCAGGGACGGUGGAAACAUGAAGAACCAUUGGAUCUUUCAAUUGAACCCGAAGCCCGAGCCGAAGAACAGGCCAAAACCUGA
This is a messenger RNA of Podospora pseudocomata, 492 nucleotides long. RefSeq lists its product as uncharacterized. The coding region runs from base 1 to 492 and encodes 163 amino acids. The record is from RefSeq and is a predicted model, not a curated record. The transcript has a single exon. Lineage: Eukaryota; Fungi; Ascomycota; Sordariomycetes; Sordariales; Podosporaceae.